Messenger RNA from Fusarium oxysporum Fo47, 989 nucleotides. RefSeq names its product Sec1-binding region of Mso1-domain-containing protein. Bases 106 to 864 code for a protein of 252 amino acids. The record is from RefSeq and is a predicted model, not a curated record. The transcript has a single exon. NCBI's taxonomy places the organism in Eukaryota, Fungi, Ascomycota, Sordariomycetes, Hypocreales, Nectriaceae.
GAGUCCAUCGCGAGACAGGCGCAACUUCAUACCACCUGAACAACCAUCGAUGCGAAACUCUACAAACUUAUUAGCUACCAAAGAAACACUAUAAGACAACACAUUAUGGCGUCCUGGUACUCUAACCUCGUCCAGAAGACAUCUUCUCAAAUCUCCUCCCUCCGCCAGAAUCUCCUCUCCGGCGAACAAGACGGCGACACCGAAGACGAUACUCACGUCUGCCGUGUUCUCCGUGGCUAUUAUACAGAAAAGGGGCGCCCAUUCCCCUCAUGGCUGCCCCCGGAUCCCAAGGCCCCAGCCCAACAACCCAUACAGCCUGUCAUGACACCACAAGCCGGCCAACGCCUCGGCGCUCAAGGACAGCAACACGGUGGUCUGAGUAGUCUAUGGGACAACGGACCGCAACAGCCACAACAACAAGCACCUCAGAGUCUUCGGGCUGGAGGUGGACGAACACCUGCAUCGUUGCAACCUGGCGGCGGCGGCGGCGGCGGCGGUGAUAUCAAUAGGCGACCACUGCCAAGUCAGCAGCGCGCGGGUAGCUACCAGAACACGGGCGGUCAAUUUGGUAGGCCCGAAACGGCGAGCGUGCCACCUGGUGGUGCUUCGGGAGGUGGAGGUGGAGGAUCUGCGCAGGAUAGAUUGCGACAGAGGCUUUGGGGAGGAGGAUCGCGAACAACGAGUCCUCAGGCUGGAAGUCAAGGACCAUUCAACCCUCCCGGCGGAAAUAAUGGUGGUGGUGGCGGCGGCGGCGGUUAUGAAGAUCGAUUUGCGCCAGGCGGAAUGUAUGAUCAAGCAAGUGGCGGCGGCAACGCUGGAUUGAGGAGAGGAGGCUUGCCCAGUGGACCAAGGGGAUACAGAUAAAGCCCGUUCUAGAAAGAAGAAGUGAAGCAUACCUUGGAUGUCUGGCGUUUACGUUCCUUGAUAGGAUAGAGCGGCGUUUUACCUGGUAAUGCGGACUUUUGUUUACUCGAUAUUAUGCCCUGUAC